Prunus persica (peach) is the source of this 3894-nucleotide messenger RNA. Its product is annotated as protein PLASTID MOVEMENT IMPAIRED 1-RELATED 1. NCBI's taxonomy places the organism in Eukaryota, Viridiplantae, Streptophyta, Magnoliopsida, Rosales, Rosaceae. The transcript is spliced from 3 exons. Bases 268 to 3663 code for a protein of 1131 amino acids. The record is from RefSeq and is a predicted model, not a curated record.
CAAAACAUUCAUCUUCCUUUCGCCUUUAACAUUUGUCACGUUAACGUUUUCCCGGAAAAUUUUAACGCGAUUUCGGAGGAAAUACCUAAACCAACCAGACGCUUCUCGUCAGCAAGGCAUCUCUAUGGAGUUCAGAGACUGAGACUAAGCGAGGUUGGUUCAUAAGAAUCUCUAAGAUAUCAGAGACAAGCUGGAUUGCUUACAAGUUCCCAUGGUCGCUUUGGUUGGUGAUUAUGUUAUCAGAUUGUUUUUUAUGCAAAGAUAAAAAUGAUGUUGCGCAAAACUGAGUCUGUGAGCAACAGCAGUGCUGGGAAUUCCAACCAUGGUCAAUUGCUGCGUGACCUUGAGGAAAUAAGCAAAGCCCUUUACUUGCAUAAACCCCCUCCUAAGGUUUUGCUUUCCCCUUCUAAUGCACGAUCCAAAUCUGCUGGAAAAACCCGUUUUCCGGAAUCGAAAUCAAAUUUGAAUUCAAACCCAAGAUUACUCAGGGAGGAUUUGUUGCAUAAGGACAAGAAAUCAUCUUCAGUAUGGAACUGGAAGAAACCCUUAAAGGCUCUCACUCAUAUUGGGAAUCGGAAAUUCAGUUGUUGUUUUUACCUUCAUGUCCAUUCAAUUGAAGGGUGGCCAGAAAAUUUCAACAAUCUUAGUGUAUGUGUGCAUUGGAAGAGAAAGGAUGAGGUGGUAGAGACUCGAUCUUCGAGGGUAGUAGAGGGCAUAGCUGAAUUUGAUGAAACUUUGAUGCACAAGUGUUCUGUGUAUGGAAGUAGGAAUGGCCCUAACCAUUCGGUUAAGUAUGAGGAGAAGCUUUUCUUGAUCUACGUUUCUCUGAGUGGGGCACCAGGGCUUGAUAUUGGGAAGCAUUGGGUGGAUCUUACGAGACUGUUACCACUUACUUUUGAGGAGUUAGAAGGGGAAAAGAGUUAUGGUAAAUGGACAACAAGCUUUAACCUUUCAGGCAAAGCUAAAGGUGCUAGUUUAAAUGUUAGUUUGGGGUUUUUGGUGACGCGGGAUAAGUCAGUUGGUGUGAGCGUUAAUCCUAAUAUUCCUGAGCUUAUAAACACGGAGCAGAGAAGGUCAAGUUCUUUGGAUAGUGGGGCUACGAUGCUUCGGCGAGUUGGGAGUGUGCCAAGUAGUGUAAGCCCCAGGCCUGCCUUCUCAUCCCAGUCUCUUGAUUUGAAGGUCUGUCGAGAAGUAUUACUGACGGGAGGGUUGGAGCUCUCGAAGUCAAUUAAUUUUUUAUGUCAGGCACUUGAUGAGGCGAACUUGAGUAGUGCGACGGAGUCAGAUGCUGAACAUGUGUCGCCACUCAAACCUAAGCCUGAUCUGGACCUUUUGGCUGCUGAAAAAAAUGAAGAAUAUGAGGAUGAUGACACUGAAUUUAACAUUGUAGAAGUGGGGACAGAAAUGUGUGAACAGUUGAAAUCUGAUCAAGUUCCUGGUCAUGCUAAUGAUGAGUCUGCUGUUGAAAUGAUCUAUGUGGAUGAGAUCAUUAAGGAUUAUAACGUAGACCUCGAUGAGAAGACUAUGGUUAUUACAAAGGAUUCCUGUGAUAGUUAUGUGGAUGAGGUUGCGAUGGAUGACAGCAAACAUGAAAAGGAUAGCAUAUGCACCGAAGGAUCAACCAUGGAAAAAGUGGAUUCUGCUUCUCAUUUUCAGUUCAUUUCAGAAUCAGCAGAUUUGGAUCUUCCAUUUGUUUCAGGAGAGUUUUUUGAGGGAAAAAAACACAUGGAGCUUAAGUCGACUUACAAAGCAAGUAAAACAGGUAAGAAGUCACUUAGCUUGGAUGAUGUUACUGAAUCUGUCUCAAAUGAUUUCUUAAGCAUACUGGGGAUGGACUGUUGCAUGAGUUCUGAUGGUGAUGCCGAGUCUCCUAGAGAAUGUCUUUUAAGAGAGUUUGAGAAAGAUACUCUGGCUUCAGGAAACUUAUUUUUCAAUUCUGAUUGGGACGAAGAACAGCCUGAAAUUGGAUCCUCUGUUUCACCAGGUUCUGAUUUUGGAGAUUGUUUUGAGAAUUCUGAUUUGUCUUUGAUUAUCCAAGCUGCUGAAGAGGAGCACAAGAGAGCAAGUGAGCUAUUAAAGAGAAGGAAGGCAAAAAUUCUUGAAGGCUUGGAGACUGAAGCUUUGAUGCGAGAAUGGGGAUUAAAUGAAAAAGACUUUCAGAAUUCUCCCCGUAUCUGCUCUGGGGGAUUUGGUAGUCCAAUUGAGCUUCCCCUUGAAGAGCCGCUCCUACCUCCACUUGAAGAAGGCUUUGGUCCUUAUGUUCGGAUGAAGGGUGGAGGCUUUUUGCAGUCUAUGAAUCCUUCACUUUUCAAAAAUGCUAAAAAUGGUGCGAACUUGGUCAUUCAAAUUUCUAAUCCAGUUGUCAUACCGUCAAAAUUGGGUUAUGAUGUUAUGGAGAUAAUGCAGCAUCUGGCAUUAGUUGGAAUUGAUAAACUGCGUGAGUGGGUUAAUCAAUUACUGCCGUUGGAAGAUAUUACUGGGAAGACAAUACAACAAGUUGCAUGGGAGGCAGCCCCAAACACAGUGGUGUCUGAGAGGUUUGAGCAGAUUUUAUAUGGUGGGAGACAGGAUGAAGGAUUUCCAUCUAGUUGGAGUUGUAAUAACCUGAGAUCAGAAUUGGGAGGUAGUGAGAUGGGAUCAGACUCAGACUCUGUAUCUCUAGAAUAUCUCGCUCCUUUGGCUAUGGCGAAAAUUGAAGCCCUCUCGCUGGAAGGGUUAAGAAUACAGUCCCACGUGUCAAAUGGAGAGGCACCUUCAAGUGUAUUUCCUCAGUCUGGUGGGAAAAUGCCAGCCAUUGGAGGGAAGAGUGCCAAUCAUGGCGAGGUUCUCAGGUCAGGAGGAGUUGGAGGGUUGCAACUAUGCGAUUUUGGAGACUUUGAUGAUGACGUUGACGAAUUAAUGGCUCUAUCUCUAUCACUGGAAGAGUGGUUGAGGCUAGAUGCUAAAAUCAUUGGUGAUGAAGAUUACAGCAGAGAACAAAUAUUAAAAAUCCUUGCUGCCCAUCAUGCCAAGUGCUCAGAUUUGGUCGGUGGAAGGUUGACACGAGACAUACACUGCAAUGAUGUAUCUGUUAGCAAGUGUGGACUUUUGGGGAACAACCUCACAAUUGCUCUCACGGUGCAGCUUAGAGAUCCCUUUCGAAACUAUGAACCUGUGGGCGUGCCAAUGCUUGCUCUAAUCCAAGUGGAGAGAUUUUUAGCCCCUUUAAUGCCAAAAGUGUCUAGUGCGCUGUUAAACAGUAGCAAGGAGAACGAACACGAUGAGCCAGUGUUUGAGGAUAUUGGUGACAAGAAGGAAAGGGAGACAAAUGAAGGAGAUGAAGGAGGCAAUCCUCAGUUUAAAAUCAUUGACGUUCAUCUUGCAGGAGUGGAUGCUACUCCUGGCAACAGGCAGCUUUGGGGUACCACAACACAGCUGCAGUCCGGGUCGCGAUGGUUGCUUGGCAGUGGCAUGGGUAAGCCCAGUAGUUUUCCACUUUCGAGCUCAACUGCCAUUGUAAGAUCAUCCCCACUGGUUUCAGCAAAGCAGCGUAGAGAUGCUUUAUGGAGCAUUUCCUCUCAUUCUCAAGGAACAGGAGCUACCUGGAGGGAUUCGAUAGCUCCUCAUAUUCGAAACCCCAACGUCAUAUUUCCAAAGGAAACCAUCAAACCACACGUAAACUAGUAGUAGUUAGCUCUUCCUUCAUAGCAUAUAUUCUUUUGUUUGUAGAGUGAAUAGAGAGGUGAAGGCUUAUUAUUGCCUUUUCUUUUCAUGUUACCCAAGCUAGUAUCAUACACAUAUGGCAAGACCAAGUGGCCAAUUUUGCGUACAGGUUUUCUUUGAAUGAUAGAAUCUGUUGUGUUACACUUGAGACGAAUGAAACAGAUUCAUAUGCAUUGAUGAUUUAAAGCAGAA